AUGAUUCGUGCUCGUUUUAGUAGAUCUUUCACUGUUUGCGCCAGAUUGGCCAAGUGGAACGAUGUCCCCUUGGCUCCUCCAGACAAAAUCUUGGGUAUUUCUGAAGCGUUUGUCAAGGACCUGAACCCAAAGAAAAUCAACUUGGGCGUGGGCGCCUACAGAGACGGCAAGGGCAAGCCAAUUGUGUUUCCCUCGGUGAAAAAGGCCGAAACGGUGCUUUUGGAAAACGAAACAAACAAGGAGUACACGGGCAUCACCGGUUCCAAAACGUACCAGGAUGCGGUGAGGCAGUUUAUCUUCAACAACUCCAACAAGGACGCCAACGGAGCCCAAUUGAUCAAGGAGGGAAGAAUCGUGACCGCCCAGACUAUCUCGGGUACCGGCUCGCUCCGUGUGAUUGCCGAUUUCUUGAACAGAUUCUACUCGUCCAAGAACAUCUUUGUGCCCAAGCCAACAUGGGCGAACCACGUUGCUGUGUUCACCGACGCCGGCUUGAAGGCAGACUUCUACGCCUACUACGACGUGAAGAACAACGGCUUGGACUUUGCCAACUUGAAGAAGUCGGUGGCCGCUGCUCCCGAGGAGUCGGUGAUUUUGUUGCACGCCUGCUGCCACAAUCCUACCGGUAUGGACUUGACGGCUGAGGAAUGGGAAGAAGUUUUGGAAAUCAUCCAGCAGAGAAAGCUUUUCCCUCUUGUGGACAUGGCGUACCAGGGGUUCGCCUCGGGCAACACCUACGAGGACAUUGGUUUGAUCAGAAGAUUGAACGAGUUGGUUGUGGAAGGUAAGAUUCCAACCUACGCCUUGUGCCAGUCUUUUGCUAAGAACAUGGGCUUGUACGGUGAGAGAACCGGGUCCAUCUCGAUCAUCACAGAGUCUGCUGAGCACUCUAAGGCCAUUGAGUCGCAGCUCAAGAAGUUGAUCAGACCCAUCUACUCCAACCCACCUAUCCACGGCUCCAGAAUCGUUGAGACCAUCUUCGCCAACGAGAACUUGUACCAGGAGUGGUUGAGCGACUUGGACCAGGUGGUGGGCCGUUUGAACGUGAUCAGAGACAAGUUGUACCAGAAGUUGGACAAGUCCAACUACAACUGGGACCACUUGUUGAAGCAGAGAGGUAUGUUCAUCUACACCGGGUUGAGCGCUGAGCAGGUGAUUGAAUUGAGAGAGAAGUACUCUGUGUACGCUACCGAGGAUGGCCGUUUCUCCAUUUCUGGUGUGAACGAAGACAACGUUGACUACUUGGCUGACGCCAUCAACCAGGUGAUCAAGAAAUAA
This is a messenger RNA of Candidozyma auris, 1278 nucleotides long. It is a transcript of the gene AAT1, whose product is annotated as aspartate transaminase. Gene Ontology annotation, biological process: L-aspartate catabolic process; biosynthetic process. Gene Ontology annotation, molecular function: L-aspartate:2-oxoglutarate transaminase activity; pyridoxal phosphate binding. Bases 1 to 1278 code for a protein of 425 amino acids. The transcript has a single exon. Gene Ontology annotation, cellular component: mitochondrion. The record is from RefSeq and is a predicted model, not a curated record. NCBI's taxonomy places the organism in Eukaryota, Fungi, Ascomycota, Pichiomycetes, Serinales, Metschnikowiaceae.